AUGAUAGCACCAAAUAUAUUCGGGAAUGUUUUAAAAUCUAGCAUAUCAAAAUCAGUGACUCCACCAAUCUUAUCAAUCCGUAGUGGGUUACCUUUAAUCAAUGUAAAUAUUUCUAAUAUUCGUUAUAAACAUGAAUAUGCUCCAAGAUUUAAAGAAUUUAGUAAAAAACACAAGGGCCGUGUUCCAGUUAGAAUAGGUGGAUCAGUUAAAGGCUCUACUUUAAAAUUUGGUGAUUAUGGUAUUCGAUUAAAAUCCGAAGGGACAAGAAUCACUGCUAAACAAUUAAAGGAAGCCGAUGAUGCCAUUAUGAGAUAUAUUAGACCUUUGAUAAAUGGUAAAUUAUGGAGAAGGUUAUCUACCAAUGUAGCAGUAUGUGUUAAAGGUAAUGAAACUAGAAUGGGUAAAGGUAAAGGUGGUUUUGAUCAUUGGAUGGUUCGUGUACCCACAGGGAAAAUCUUAUUUGAAAUGAGAGGUGAUGAUUUACAUGAAAGAGUUGCUAGAGAGGCAUUUAGAAAAGCUGGUAGUAAAUUACCAGGGAUAUAUGAAUUUGUUGAUAAAAAUUCAUUAGCAAGAGUAGGGCUUCAUAGUUUUCGUGAUGUAAAUAAGAUACCAAAAGUGAAUUACUUUGAAGAAUUAACCAAAAACCCAACUAAAGAAUAUUUAAAUAUCAUGCGUUCCAAAGAACCAAUGUAUAGAGAAUACAGAGGUCGUUAA
Molecule: messenger RNA, 714 nt
Organism: Henningerozyma blattae CBS 6284
Lineage: Eukaryota; Fungi; Ascomycota; Saccharomycetes; Saccharomycetales; Saccharomycetaceae
Gene: MRPL16
Product: mitochondrial 54S ribosomal protein uL16m
Exons: 1
Coding region: 1-714 (237 amino acids)
Biological process (GO): mitochondrial translation
Cellular component (GO): ribosome; mitochondrial large ribosomal subunit
Molecular function (GO): structural constituent of ribosome; rRNA binding
Source: RefSeq, a predicted model, not a curated record